CCCUUUCUCUUUCUCACUCAAACACACACACACACACACACACUGCUACCUGGAGGCACGCCACACCUGCUGCGUAUGACAUGAGAGAACUACAUGUCCUGUGCUCACAGCUGGAUAUGUUGGAACAGCGCGUUUUUGAUGAAGAGGAGCAGAAAGAUUGAGGGUGCGUGUGUGUGCGUGAGGACGUUCAGCAGGAGACCGAGGGGACCAUGGUUAUGUUGAAGAUCUCUGCUUUCCUUGUUGCCUAUGCCCUGGUCAUUUGCCAGAUGUACUGCUCACAAGCCGCCCCCGCCAGACCAGGUUUAGAGUCGAUGUCAGACCGAGUCACGCUCACGGACUACGAGGCGCGAAGGCUACUAAACGCCAUCGUCAAGGAGUUUGUUCAGAUGACAACAGAGGAGCUGGAGCAGCAGGCGACUGAAGGAAACAGCAGCGUUACAGCACAGAAACGAGCCUGCAACACAGCGACCUGCGUGACCCACCGCCUGGCGGACUUCCUCAGCCGAUCAGGAGGAAUGGGCAACAGCAACUUCGUCCCCACCAACGUCGGCGCCAAAGCCUUCGGCAGGCGAAGGAGAAGCAUUCAGAUGUGAGCGCUCCAACACCUUCAGGGAAAUGGUUGACGACUUGAAAAGAAAUCAUCAGAAAAAUAAAUAAAAACAAAACAAACAAACAAACAAAAAAAAAAACCCUGUGAACAAAAAUCUAUAGAAACACGAUUAAACAGAAAAUACUGAACUGGCCCUUUAUCCAAUCUUUCUCAUCGCUACAGAAAAACAAAACAUUGUUUUAUCCCCAUUUUCAUCCUGUUAGUGAAACGUUUUGCUUUUGGCAACUUAGAGAGAAAAAAAGAGGAAAAAAAAGCACUUUACUUUAUGUACAUGAACAAAUGAACUCCUUAAGAAAUAAGGGAAAAAAAAACAUCCCAAUGAUUUCCUUUUAUACAUAAAACUUAUUGUAAAAUAAAAUGAAAACAGCAGUGGUUAUCAUUUUUCUUAUUUUCAAUCUGUCAUCUUGUCAGAGCACAUUUUCCACCCCCUCCACAUCUCACUCCAACACCUCCCGUUGUUCACCUUCUUCCAGAGGGUCGCCUGCUUUUCCAUGCUCCAGAGGGACGCCAUUAAAGAUCCGCCUCCCCAAGGCCACCCCCCUACCCUACCCCCAUACACACACACAACGGCUGUUGUCUUUGUGCCUUGAUGUAGAACAAUUUACACGAACAUGAUUGUAGAGCUCUGUUUCCAGGUUCCCAAGCGAGGAAGAAGAGAAUGAAAAUGCAUUAAUAUUGUAAACAAUAUUGUGAAGAAAAAAACAAUUUCAGCAAGAUUAAAAUGUAUUUUAGAUACAUUCGGGUUUUGGGUACUUGUGUUGUUCUUGAAAGGCUUUUGCACAGAGAUCAUCAAACUUCAGUUUGUGCUGUUGGUAUUACAAAAUACUGCUCCUAAGUUAGACAUAAAAACACAGAAUAACUUUUGAUACACUGGUUUGAGAAUAAAUGGUUGAAUGAAAUGUAGUAGAUGAAAUUUGGAUGUUAAAUCCACAGUCAUGCACAUUAUUAAAACAACUCUUUCAUUGAGAGUAUUUAUGACUCACA
This is a messenger RNA of Austrofundulus limnaeus, 1594 nucleotides long. Its product is annotated as calcitonin-1. NCBI's taxonomy places the organism in Eukaryota, Metazoa, Chordata, Actinopteri, Cyprinodontiformes, Rivulidae. The transcript has 5 exons. The record is from RefSeq and is a predicted model, not a curated record. The coding region runs from base 210 to 593 and encodes 127 amino acids. Gene Ontology annotation, molecular function: calcitonin receptor binding; hormone activity. Gene Ontology annotation, cellular component: extracellular region. Gene Ontology annotation, biological process: regulation of cytosolic calcium ion concentration; adenylate cyclase-activating G protein-coupled receptor signaling pathway.